Messenger RNA from Gadus morhua (Atlantic cod), 2285 nucleotides. It is a transcript of the gene pif1, whose product is annotated as PIF1 5'-to-3' DNA helicase homolog (S. cerevisiae). Gene Ontology annotation, biological process: DNA repair; telomere maintenance. The coding region runs from base 113 to 2017 and encodes 634 amino acids. NCBI's taxonomy places the organism in Eukaryota, Metazoa, Chordata, Actinopteri, Gadiformes, Gadidae. Gene Ontology annotation, molecular function: DNA helicase activity. The transcript is spliced from 13 exons. The record is from RefSeq and is a predicted model, not a curated record.
GUCCAUUCUGCGUGCAGCCUCAAUUUGAAAACCCUUCAGAAGUUGCAAAGGGAUAUCACGAAAGAAGACUGCAACAAGGACGUUAAUUAAGGAGGGCCAGCACACCGACGAGAUGGACGGAGGCGCCGGCGAUCAGCUGCAGUGCAGCGCGGCGGUGGAGAGGCUGAACGCCGCGGGUCAGGCCAUCAAGCGCCAGGUCAUCAGGAAAGCCACUGUUCUCCUGGGUCGUAACGAGUUCCAGGAAAUAAUCAUUCGAAUAGAGGAUGGUAAAGUGCCUCAAAGCUACGUGCUGAAGGAGUUCAAGCUGUUCACCAAGUUUGUCAAGGAGGGGAAAUGCACUGUUCAACUGCUACCCGAAAACAUCCAGUUGCUCAUCUCCAACUGUCCCCCCGACCAACUGAACGUCUUCCUCAAGACCCUCAGUAUCAAACAUCAAGCAUGGCAGACCCUCAAACCCCUGACCUACCGGGAUAAACUGAAGGCGGCUCUGCCCCGCAGUUUUGAAACGAUCAGCCCUUUACAGCAGAGGGAUGUGCAGAAGGCCAACGAACUGAGGAGCAAGGCUACUUCCAAAGGCCUAGCAGACCGGACUAAUAACACGAUGAGGACUGUUCCUGGACAACAGGUCAAAAGACCAAGAAGUGACUGUGAUUUCAGCCCAAGUAAGGCAAACCCCAGCAAGAGGCCGGUGCUUUCUCUCCCGGCAGCUCGUAAGCUGAACAAAGAACAGGCCGCUGUCCUCACCGCUGUGCUCUCUGGAAAGAAUGUAUUCUUCACCGGAAGUGCAGGUACAGGAAAGUCUUUUCUCCUGAAGAGAAUCGUGGGCUCUCUGCCUCCAAAGAGCACCUACGCCACAGCCAGCACGGGGGUGGCUGCCUGCCACAUCGGAGGGACAACGCUGCACAGCUUUGCCGGGAUCGGCUCGGGCGCCGCCCCCCUGGAGCAGUGCAUCGAGCUGGCCCAGCGGCCCGGUGUGCUGCCGCACUGGACCCUGUGCCGCCACCUGGUCAUCGACGAGGUCUCCAUGGUGGACGCCCCGCUGUUUGACAAGCUGGAGGCCAUCGCCAGGUCUGUGCGGCGUUCAACGGAGCCGUUCGGAGGCAUCCAGCUCAUCAUGUGUGGGGACUUCCUCCAGCUGCCUCCCGUCUCCAAGGGGAAGGAAAAGGCAGCCUUCUGCUUCCAGGCCCGCAGCUGGAGGAAGGUGAUCCAGGUGAACAUGGAGCUGACGGAGGUGCGGCGACAGACGGACCAGUCGUUCAUCUCCCUCCUGCAGGCGGUGCGCGUGGGCAGGGUCACUGAAGAAAUUACCGCAAAGCUGAUGGAGAGUGCCUAUCACAAAAUAGAGAGGGACGGUAUCCUGGCAACCAGACUGUGUACGCACAAGGAUGACGUGGAGCUCACAAACGAGAACAAACUCAAGCAGUUACCAGGGUCAGAGCACGUGUUUGAGGCGCUGGACAGCGACCCCUCCCAGGUGAAGACCAUCGACGCCCAGAGCCCCGUCAGUAGAGCGCUGCAGCUCAAAGUGGGCGCCCAGGUCAUGCUCACCAGGAACCUGGAGGUGGAGCGCGGUCUGGUGAACGGAGCGAGGGGAGUGGUGCUGGGCUUUGAACCCGGCAAACAAGGUCUGCCCCGCGUGCGUUUCCUGUGUGGCGCCACGGAGGUGCUGAAACGCGAGCGCUGGAUGUUCAAGGUUGGGGGCGGGCUCUACGUUAGCCGCCAGCAGCUGCCACUCAAACUGGCCUGGGCCAUCUCCAUCCACAAGAGUCAGGGAAUGACGCUGGACUGCGUGGAGAUCUCCCUGGCUCGUGUGUUCGAGUGCGGCCAGGCGUACGUGGCCCUCUCCCGAGCAAAGACCCUGGAGGGGCUCAGGGUCAUGGACUUUGACCCCCGGGUGGUCCGGGCCGACCCUGACGUCCUCCUCUUCUACAAGCAGCUGAGGAAGGAGAGGCUGCUGAUGCAGGCCUCCAUGGAUGAAUUUGUCGGCAGAAAGAAAAAGGAUAACCACUUGCGGUAGUCCCUUGACUUCCUCCCGUGAUGGCCUGUGCACUAUGUUUACUUUAGAUUUCGGCCCUGUCCGUAAUGCAUCAUGUUAUGUCCCGAUUGUAACCACGAAAUCAAUCGGAGCGCUCUCCGGACAGUCGACUGAAUUAUCAACGGGUAAUUUGAGUUAUACCUCCCCCUAGUGCCAAAAGUGAAACACAACAUUUUAUUUAUUUUUAUAUUCAUUUUUAUUUAUAACUGUAUGGAGAAUGUUUUGCAGAAAUAAAGUGUUAUUUUAAUGA